AUCCUGAUUCCUUGUGCUCGAGGGUUUUGAAGGGAAGAUAUUUCCCUAACUCGUCUUUCUGGGAGGCUGCUCAACCGAAAUCGUUGUCUUUCACUUGGCGAAGCUUGCUGUUUGGGUGAGAACUGCUGGCAAAGGGAGUGAGAUGCCACUGUUAGCUGCCUGAUGAACGAGGAUGCCAGAUGUUGGGAUGGAGAUUUGAUAAGAUCCCUCUUCCCUGUGGACAUUGCAAAGGAGAUUCUACAGAUUCCUAUUAGUAGACAUGGUGAUGCUGACUUCGCUUCUUGGCCACAUGAAAAACUGGGUUUAUACUCUGUGCGUUCGGCUUACAAUAUGGUGCGAUCAGAAGCUUUCUUUGCAGAUCAGAGCAAUAGUGGGAGAGGAAUGGCGUCGAGACUGCUGGAGAGCCAAAAGGAUUGGAAGGGCUUGUGGAAAAUCAAUGCGCCGGGAAAGAUGAAAAUUAUUCUCUGGCGUGCUGCUCAUGAAUGCUUGGCGACUGGGUUUCAACUUCCACGGCGGCAUAUCCCCUCUACUGAUGGCUGUGUUUUUUGCAACAGAGAUGACACAGUGGAACAUGUCUUCCUGUUCUGCCCCUUUGCUGCUCAAAUCUGGGAGGAAAUCAAAAGAAAGUGUGCUGUCAAACUAGGAAGAAAUGGGUUCUCAACCAUGAGGCAUUGGAUCUUUGAUUUCCUGAAACGGGGAUCCAGCCAUACAAACACCCUUUUGGCUGUCACCUUUUGGCACAUCUGGGAAGCAAGGAACAAUACAAAGAACAACAAUGGCACAGUGCACCCCCAACGUGUUGUCAUCAAAAUUUUGUCUUAUGUCGACAUGAUUCUAAAGCACAAUACGAAGACGGUGGAUGGCCAGCGGGGUGAAAACACUCAAGCCAUACCUAGAUGGCAGCCACUGCCGGCCGGUGUAUGGAUGAUCAAUUCUGAUGCUGCGAUUUUCAGCUCGUCCAGGACUAUGGGGGUCGGGGCUUUGAUUCGUGAUAAUACAGGGAAAUGCCUGGUUGCUUGCUCGGAGAUGAUCAGCGAUGUGGUGCUACCUGAGCUUGCAGAAGCGCUGGCGAUUAGGCGGGCACUGGGUCUAGCAAAGGAAGAGGGCCUGCAACACAUUGUCAUGGCAUCUGAUUGUCUUACUGUAAUCAGACGCAUCCAAACUUCAGGAAGGGAUCGCUCAGGAGUGGGAUGCGUGAUUGAAGAUAUCAAGAAGUUGGCGUCCACCUUUGUUUUAUGCUCUUUUAUGCAUGUUAACCGGUUGUCCAAUUUGGCGGCUCAUUCUCUAGCUCGGAAUGCCGAGCUGUCUACCUGUACUGUGUACCGUUCUGUAAUACCGGAUUAUAUCCGGGACAUACUUUGUGAUGAUGUUGCUUAAUCAAUGAAUGGCAUGCCGCCCUUGUCUCAAAAAAAAAAAA
Molecule: messenger RNA, 1417 nt
Organism: Oryza sativa Japonica Group (Japanese rice)
Lineage: Eukaryota; Viridiplantae; Streptophyta; Magnoliopsida; Poales; Poaceae
Source: RefSeq, a predicted model, not a curated record